Lobosporangium transversale is the source of this 761-nucleotide messenger RNA. RefSeq names its product RNA polymerase III transcription factor IIIC subunit-domain-containing protein. The transcript is spliced from 5 exons. The record is from RefSeq and is a predicted model, not a curated record. Gene Ontology annotation, cellular component: transcription factor TFIIIC complex. Gene Ontology annotation, biological process: transcription initiation at RNA polymerase III promoter. Lineage: Eukaryota; Fungi; Mortierellomycota; Mortierellomycetes; Mortierellales; Mortierellaceae. The coding region runs from base 30 to 761 and encodes 243 amino acids.
GCCCCAUUCAACAUUGUCUACAUUACACUAUGAAUACAACGCCAGAAGCAGAACCAGCUACAAUAGAACAGGUGCCAGAAAGAAAGAUAUUUUCUAUCGAAUUUCCAGGGCACGUUCAGAACCUCGACAAGGCUAUAGAAGCCCUAGGUGGUGAAAAGGCCAUUACGAAUGCAUAUCAUGGAGGUGCUCCACUUGAUCUGCGGUAUAGAACCAAAGAUCCCUUCUCAAUACCAAUUCAUGGACAGACCAUAUCGACCGGAAACUUUUUACUAAAGGCAACUCGGCGAUAUAAAGUCAAGUGUCAGCCAGGAUCAAAACGGACACUUCCGCCAUAUCGUGCACCAACUGAGGCCGAUGUUCCAUAUAAUGAAGACGAAGAGCCAGAGUAUAGUUUUGAGAUAGUCGGUUCUAUUCCAAAAACCACUCGCUUCGCAGGACUUGCAGAUUUUCAGCAUAUCGUCGAUCCAAGGGACCCAAUCGUCCAAAUCAAGUCAGAUCUUCAGAAUGUUGAGUAUGAACAUCUCAUCUCACUCCAGGUUGAUAACAAAGAUGCAACAGAGAAUGUCAUGACCAUGCAAGUACUUCCUCCAUCUGCUAUCUCCAAAACAACCAUUCCUAAUGCUUACAGAUACAAGGCUAGAGACAGGGACGAUGGCGUCAAGGGCAUUCGAGGGAGGAAACCAAAAUCAAAGCAUAAUGCUCGACCACCAAAUGCCUCAACAUCCAUGAAUCCUGAUAGUAAUGAGAGUGAUGGACUGUAA